AAAAACCAUUUUAAUAAAUAAAAAAAAACACACUUUAUCUCCUUAUCGUCCAUCUACAUACUUCUUCACGCACUUUACUUUCUUCGCCGGAAUUCCUCGCCGGAAAAAAAAACUAGAUCUUCUUCUCCGGAGAGAAACUCCAAUAACCCCAUAAAAUGUCAUCCUCAAUCCCCCACCUUUCAGUAACCCCACCUCUCAAUUCACACACACAAACCCCAACACACAAACCCUUUUUCUUAAAACCCAUCAAUCGGAAAAAAUAUUUUCCGGCGAAGUUAUCUUUUUCCGGCGACGGUUGUUCCGCCGCAUUCGCGUGUUCGACGUCGGAAAAUUUGAUCGGAAAAGUGGGGUGGUGUAGAAGAGAAGGUAAGGUUAAUAAUAUAUUGUCGUAUGUUACGAACCCUGAUUCGGGAUCGGUGGUGGUUGUGAACGGUGAUGCUUCGCAAAUUCUCUCGGCGGCGCUGCCGUUUGUGGUGGCGCUCACGGCGGUUGCUGCUUUGACUCAGCCGUUGACCUUUACAUGGGUGUCGAAGGAACUCUAUGCUCCGGCUCUUGGUGGGAUCAUGUUGUCAAUUGGUAUUAAGCUUUCCAUAGAAGAUUUUGCUCUUGCUUUCAAAAGGCCUUUACCAUUAUCCAUGGGGUUUCUAGCCCAAUACGCAUUGAAACCGGCUCUCGGUGUAUUCGUGGCUAGAUCAUUCGGUGUAGCUCCCAUGUUCUAUGCAGGAUUUGUGUUAAUGGCAUGUGUUUCGGGUGCACAGUUGUCUAGCUACGCUAGCUUCUUGAGCAAAGGGGAUGUAGCUUUAAGUAUUUUGUUGACCAGUUCAAGUACUAUUGCCUCUGUUCUUUUCACCCCUCUUUUAACCGGUCUUCUCAUCGGUUCCGUUGUCCCUGUUGACGCUAUCGCAAUGUCUAAAUCAAUCUUACAGGUUGUUCUUGUUCCAGUGACGCUCGGUUUAGUACUCAAUACAUAUGCAAAACCAGUAGUAUCUGUUCUUCAACCCGUGAUGCCAUUUGUGGCUAUGUUUUGUACAUCCAUUUGUAUCGGCAGCCCUCUAGCUAUUAACCGGGCCCAAAUCCUUUCAAUCGAAGGUCUCAAAUUACUUUGGCCCGUUUUGACUUUUCACGUCGUAUCGUUCAUCGCUGGCUACUACAUUUCCAAACUCCCCUUCUGCAGGCAAGAGGAAAACGUAAGCAGAACGAUUUCACUAUGCACGGGAAUGCAAAGUUCGACGCUAGCAGGCCUUCUUGCGACACAAUUCUUGGGUAGCAGCCAAGCGGUCCCGCCUGCAUGCUCGGUGGUUGCAAUGGCCAUAAUGGGUCUCUGUUUGGCUUCCUUUUGGGGCAAUGGUUAUAGGAUUAGAGACUUGCUGUAUAUUUUUAGCCCACAAACAGAUUCAACCGUAAGCCCGUGAUAAUACAAAGUACUUUAAAACCGUUUUUGGGUCGAACCGUUUUUGCGUCUACUGUUGUGUAGAGGUUGAUACGACGUAGGCAGGUUAGUGUAGCAACUAGAAGCAAGCCUAGAUAGUACUUCCGAGAUAGAAAAGUUAUGGUUUAUGUGGGCGUUGAGUAAGCGUUGGUUGUGUUAAACGCGAAGUGUUUGAUGUAAGUGUGUAUAAUUUUUGCUUACAAAUCACUUCCAAGGGUUUUGCCUCGA
Molecule: messenger RNA, 1657 nt
Organism: Helianthus annuus (common sunflower)
Lineage: Eukaryota; Viridiplantae; Streptophyta; Magnoliopsida; Asterales; Asteraceae
Product: probable sodium/metabolite cotransporter BASS3, chloroplastic
Exons: 5
Coding region: 156-1412 (418 amino acids)
Cellular component (GO): membrane
Source: RefSeq, a predicted model, not a curated record